Entamoeba dispar SAW760 is the source of this 1566-nucleotide messenger RNA. RefSeq names its product poly(A) polymerase. Lineage: Eukaryota; Evosea; Mastigamoebida; Endamoebidae. Bases 1 to 1566 code for a protein of 521 amino acids. The record is from RefSeq and is a predicted model, not a curated record. Gene Ontology annotation, molecular function: poly(A) RNA polymerase activity; RNA binding. Gene Ontology annotation, cellular component: nucleus. The transcript has a single exon.
AUGGCAUGUGAAUUAAAAGAAUUUUUGGUUAAGAAUGAUAUGUAUCCUAUGGGAGAUCAAGUUGAAAAGAAAAGAAAAGCAAUCUCUAAAAUGACUGAAUAUAUUCAACAGUGGGGAAAAAAGAUAUAUAUUGAAAGUGCAGGUGUUGCUGAUGAUACUGAUGUAAGAGCCGCAACGAUUUAUGUUUAUGGUUCUUAUAGAUUAAAUGUGUAUGGAAAUAAUUCAGAUAUUGAUGCAUGUAUUGUAUCUAAUUCAACAAUUACAAGAGACGAUUUUUAUGAUGGGUUAUAUGCUGAAUUAUUAAAUAAUCCUGAUGUAAAAGAAUUAAAACAAAUUCCAUCAAAACGAUCACCACAUUUAUCAAUGAUUUAUCUUAAUAUUGAAUUUGAUUUAAAUUUUUCGAGAACAGCGUACACUUCAUUACCUGAUAAUUUAGAUAUUCUUAAUGAAAAUAUAUUAAAAAAUAUGGAUGAACUUGAUACUCGUGCUAUUAACGGUGUUAGAAAUACAGACAUUAUUGAUGCAUUUGUUCCAAACCAUUCUGAAGAAGCAUUUAGAGUAAUGGUACGUACUAUUAAAUUAUGGACAAAAAAGAGAGGAAUAUACGGAUAUGUUUAUUGUUUUCUAAAUGGUAUUUCAAUAGAAAUAUUAGUUGCUCAAGUUAUUAGUGAAAAUUAUCAAUUAGAUAAUGUUCGUUUAUUAGAAAAAUUUUUUCAAGUGUAUUCUUCAUGGGAUUGGUUAAGAGCUCCAGUUAUGCUUGGUACUAAUGAUGAUUUUAAUGAUAAAAAGAAAGAAGGUGUUAUUCAAAUUUUAACACCAGCAUCUCCUAGUGAAAAUGCUGCUUUUAGUAUUACUAAAUUCUCAUUAGAACUGAUUAAAAGAGAGUUAAAAAGAGGACAAGAAAUAGUUCAUGAAUUUAGUUCUGAAGGUGUUAAUGAUUGGGCAAAGUUGUUUAAACCAAGACAUCUUUUCUGUGGCUAUUAUAUUUUUAUUGAAUUUAUUGUAACUUCUUCUUCACUAGAAGGACUUACAACUACAAUUGGUAAAUUUGAAUCAGGUUUGGUUAAUUUAAUGAAAGGUUUAAGUGAAAUUGAAGAGAUAGUUGAAGCAAAUGUAAUUCCAAAUGGAUUUUUAGAUGAAGAAAAUGAAAAGUAUUUUUAUUAUGUUGGAAUGAAUGUUAAAAGAGAUUGUCCCGUUGAUAUAUCCACUCCAUUGAAUUCUUUUUUGAGUAUCGUUAAUUCAGGAAAAGAUUUAAUUGUUGAUGCUUCAAUUAAAAAGAGAUCUGAAAUACCUACUAAAUUUGCUCAUUCUGUUAAAAAAUCUAUCAAUAAAAGUCAAGAAGUUAAAGAAACAUCUUCGCAAGUACCUUCUUCUGUAACAGAAACAUUUGAUAUUCCAACUAAACCUUCUAUUGAACAACAACUUAAAGCAAAAGAAGAAAAUUCUAUUCCUAUUGAAGAAAAGAAAGAACAACUUAAAAAAGAAAUGAAGCAAGAAGCAAACACUAUUGUUAAAAAUUCUUCAACUGAUGAUGAUUUUAUGAAAAGAUUUACAAGAAAAAAUUGA